Molecule: messenger RNA, 1419 nt
Organism: Pyricularia pennisetigena
Lineage: Eukaryota; Fungi; Ascomycota; Sordariomycetes; Magnaporthales; Pyriculariaceae
Exons: 3
Biological process (GO): carbohydrate metabolic process; cell wall organization
Cellular component (GO): fungal-type cell wall; cell surface; extracellular region
Molecular function (GO): glucan endo-1,3-beta-D-glucosidase activity; 1,3-beta-glucanosyltransferase activity
Source: RefSeq, a predicted model, not a curated record
CCCGGGUCAUCUUCCUCGAGUAUGAUUUUCCUUUCGAUUUUGGUGGCUUUGACCACGGCACAACUAGCAACAGGCCAACAAUAUCACACUGGAUUCAACUAUGGCAACACAUUCACAACUGGUGCUCCCAAAACGCAAGCAGAUUUCGCACAUGAGUUCAGGACUGCUGCCAGCUUAUCUGGAGCCCCACAAGUCUUUACAAGUGCUCGCUUGUACACCAACAUCCAAGCUGGCACAGCCAAUGAUCCCAUAUCUGCAAUCCCUGCAGCCAUCGAGACAAAAACGUCGCUGCUACUAGGCCUAUGGGCGUCGGCUGGUGCUGCAGCAUUUUCAAACGAGCUGGAGGCAUUGAGGAGAUCUAUCAGCACUUAUGGUGACCAACUCAAAGGAGUUGUAGUGGGAAUCUCUGUAGGCUCCGAGGACCUGUAUCGGAAUUCUCCGACUGGCCAAGCCAACAAUGAGAAUCCCGGUGCCGAUCCCGGAACUAUCGUCGAUUAUAUCGCACAGACUCGCGCCGUCAUCAAAGGCACUGUUCUUGACGGAGUUCCAAUUGGCCAUGUUGACACCUGGACGGAGUGGGUCAAUGUGGGCAGAAAUCAGGCCGUCAUCAACGCUGUUGACUGGCUCGGAUUUGAUGGGUAUCCUUAUUUCGAGACAACCGCCCCUCAAGGCAACUCCAUCGACAAGAACAAUGCGCUCUUCGACAGCUCACUCCAGCAGACAAGGAAUGUUGCCGCCGGCAAAGCCGUAUGGAUUACCGAGACUGGCUUCCCUGUCAGUGGAAAGACGAGCGGUAGUGCCGUACCUAGCAUCGAGAACGCCAGGACGUACUGGCAACAGGUCGGCUGCGCUACUGUUGGCAGCAUGAACGUAUAUUGGUACACUUUACAGGAUGCCGCCCCCAACACCCCGAAUCCGUCUUUUGGCAUCCUCGACUCAAGUGGAAAUCAGCUAUACGACCUCUCCUGUAACAAGGCGGCUGAUACAGCACGCUCUUCUGGCUUCUCGCCAAAGGCAGCUUCUCAAGAAGCUUCUGAUGCCGUGGAACUACCCUCCUCAAAUUCGGUCAGCGCCAUUUCACCGGGAGCCACUGGCCAACAGACAGACAUCUUCUCGAUCCAGACUCAGACGUCGGUAGCUGAUAUAAGUGGAGCUUCCCCAUCGAGUACCACCUCUGAUGGCGAUUCCUCCGUUCGAUUUACAAUCCAGACAGAGACCUCCAUUACCAGCUCCUCUACUCCUGGGCCAACAUCUACCAUCGUGUCUGGAGCGACCACAUCUUCUGUCUCGCCUAGCCGCGACCCCACCGCCACGCAGACACAGUCAGAGACGGGAAUACCCGGUCGUGGUGCUGCUGUCAACGCAGGUUCUUUUGCAGCUGCCUUUGCUGCCAUUCUAGGUGCCGUAUUCUAUAUAUGA